Malania oleifera is the source of this 1003-nucleotide messenger RNA. Its product is annotated as universal stress protein PHOS32. The record is from RefSeq and is a predicted model, not a curated record. The transcript is spliced from 4 exons. NCBI's taxonomy places the organism in Eukaryota, Viridiplantae, Streptophyta, Magnoliopsida, Santalales, Ximeniaceae. Bases 378 to 875 code for a protein of 165 amino acids.
AGUCCAUUGAAAUUCUGAAAAAUAACAAAAGCAAAUACUUUAUUGCAAUUUUUUUAGAAUAACGCUAAUGCUUUUACGACGCAAAAAGAAUAAACGUAUACGGCUCUUACGCGGAACUGCCCGACCCGAAAACUUGUGCGGAUGUCUAUUGCAACAGUUUGUUUUUACAGCUGAUAGCGUCCCGCUAGCGUUUAAGUGGCUUCUUCUCUUACCUUCAAUUCCAUACAAGGCAGUCCUAGACUCCUAAACCCUGCGAAUCUCUCCGCCAAAACCACCAACUCCAAAGCGCCGUGGAAUCUGAGUUUCUUGUCACAGAUAAAACUAAAAUCCUAAGAAUAAGAAGGAAAGAAGAGGAAACUACAGAAUACCGAGAGAGAAUGCCGGGCGAUCGGAGGAUUGGUGUGGCGAUGGAUUUCUCGGCCAGCAGCAAGAACGCUCUCAAAUGGGCUAUCGGUAACUUAGCCGACAAGGGCGAUACUCUCUACAUCAUCCAUGUCCAACACAACUCCCUCGAUGAGUCUCGUAGCCGCCUCUGGUCCGCCUCUGGAUCUCCUCUUAUUCCACUGGCGGAGUUCAGGGAGCCGGAGGUGAUGAAAAAGUAUGGCGUGGUAACCGAUAUCGAAGUUCUGGAUACGCUCGACACUGCUUCCAGACAGAAGGAGGUGACAAUCGUCAGUAAGCUUUACUGGGGAGAUGCGAGGGAGAAGCUCUGUGAAGCCAUUGAAGAUCUGAAGCUGGACUCACUGGUUAUGGGAAGCAGAGGGCUCGGCACCAUCCAGAGGAUACUCUUGGGAAGUGUGACUAAUUAUGUGAUGACACAUGCACCAUGCCCUGUUACCAUCGUCAAGGAUCCAAGCUUCCCCAACAAGCACUGAUCUGAAAGUACUAGUAUCGACAUCGCAUGUGUUUCAUUCUAUGUUUCUCUAUUGUUCUAAGUCUUGACAUGAAGAAACAAUGUUUUUUUUUGCUCUCCUAUAGGCUUAUGCUAUGAAUGGUUUAUCAA